AUGCAACGACCAAUCACUCAAUUCAUAGUUAUUAAACCUAAGAAAGAUGGAGAUAAAAGUAUUGGACAAGAAAUUAAGGAAAAACAAGAGAGAGAAUUUAAAUUAUUCAAACAAAAAGAACGAGAAAAAAUGCGAAUUGAAUUACAAAAAGAAAAAAAUAAAAUGGAAGUAGAAGAAAAGAAAAUUGAUUCAUAUCAACGAUUAAUUGAAUUUAAAAAAAUCAAAGAACAAAAGCAAAGAGCUUUUGGAGUUGGUUGUUCAAUUACCAAAGAUAUUUAUUUAGGAUCAGUAGAAAGUAGUAAUAAUCAGGCAUGGCUAGAUAGUGAAUGUAUUAAUGUAAUUAUUAAUUGUACUUGUGAGUGUAGUAAUGAAGAAGAAGAAGGAAGAGAAUAUUAUAGGUUGCCAAUUAGUAAAUACCAUAAUACAAUUAAUCCUUUUGUAAAAGAGGUUUGUGCCUUGAUCAACUUAGCUCAUUCCAAAGGAGAAAAGGUUCUUAUUCAUUCAUUUGAUGGAAGAAAUAGAGCUCCUGCAUUAUUAAUUGCUUAUUUGAUUCAAAAUAAUAAAAUGAGUUUUAUAAAUGCAUUUAAUAUGGUUAAAACAAAAGCAUGGACUUUUGAAUUAUCUAUGGUAUUGGUCGGUGAAUUGAAUGCCCUUUCAAGUCAAUUAGGAUUAACUUCUAUUAGUGGUAUGACUGCUUCUCAAUUCAAACAAGACCCAAUCACCCGUCGUGCAUUAGAAGAUGCAGAAGUAGAAAUAGCUGAUAGAAAAAAGAAAUGGGAAUUUUCUCAUAAUGUAAUUGACUAA
Molecule: messenger RNA, 804 nt
Organism: Entamoeba histolytica HM-1:IMSS
Lineage: Eukaryota; Evosea; Mastigamoebida; Endamoebidae
Product: dual specificity protein phosphatase, putative
Exons: 1
Coding region: 1-804 (267 amino acids)
Biological process (GO): protein dephosphorylation; negative regulation of MAPK cascade
Cellular component (GO): cytoplasm
Molecular function (GO): protein tyrosine/threonine phosphatase activity; MAP kinase tyrosine/serine/threonine phosphatase activity
Source: RefSeq, a predicted model, not a curated record